Molecule: messenger RNA, 4405 nt
Organism: Rattus norvegicus (Norway rat)
Lineage: Eukaryota; Metazoa; Chordata; Mammalia; Rodentia; Muridae
Gene: Ccdc142
Product: coiled-coil domain containing 142
Source: RefSeq, a predicted model, not a curated record
UUAUUAAGCAAACAGAAGUUUGUGUGAUGAGUCAAAAGCCCUACCAAAUAAAAGAUAACUUUAAAAUAUUUUCUUCUAUUUUUAAAUUAUAUGUAUCUCUGUGAGCAUGAGAAGGUGCCUCCAGAGACAUCGGAGCCCCAGGAAGUUACAGGCUGUUUCAAGCCAACUGAACAAGGGUCCUCUACACGAGCAGUUGCGCUGAGGCAUCUCUUCAGCUUCAAUUAAUUUUGAGACGUCCUAACUUUGGAGGCAGGGUUCAUGAAUCUGCAGCUAGAGCCAAUUUUUUUUUUUUUAAAGAUUUACUUUAUUUAUAUGUGUACACUGUAGCCUGUAGCUAUCUUUAGAUGCACCAGAAGAGGGCAUCAGAUCUCAUUAUAGAUGGUUGUGAGCCACCAUGUGGUUGCUGGGAAUUGAACUCAGGACCUUUGGAAGAGCAGUCGGUGCUCUUAACCGUAGAGCCAAUUUUUGUGUGACCUGAAAGAGAUUGGUAUUAGCUCAGGACGACCAACCCCCUGCUCUAGACCAAGUUCUCAACACGAAAGAGAUUUAUUUGCCCUAGAGGGAUAAAGGGCAGGUAAUAAGGGAUAAAAACAGGAGAUAGAGGACCAAAGGAAAAGAGGAAGGGAACAAAGGAGAGGAGAUAAAAGGGCCAAGGUAUUUUUCCUGGAGGACAAAGGGCUGCUCUGGAUAGAGGAGACAGAAGUGGCCCAUAGACAAACAGAGGUUUAUAACAGUAAAGGGGGAACCCUGUGUUAGGAUGAGGUGUUUAAUUUUGAUUGGGCGUGUUAAUUGGAUGAACUAAAGGAGGUUUUGAUUACUGGACUUCAGUAUUUUGAUAGCUGAACCUUUGUAGUCAGCCUCGGGAAAAAGAAGUGGCCAAUUAAGGGAAUAGACCUUGGUAGCUAGCAUUAGGAAUAUAACAACAUGGGGGUUUUUGUCUUGUUUUGUUUUCCCCAUUUUGUUUUGUUUUGUUUUGUUUUGUUUUGUUUAGCAAGGCAGAGAGAAUGGAAGAGGAGGGAAUGGUUCUGCCAGAACCACGCCCACAUUCAAGUUCGCCAUAGUCUCUUCAUAACCUGUAUCUUUAGUCUGAGGACUUGUUGACUCUGAGAUUCUAGAAAUGAAUGACAAGGAAAGCAGCUGUAUAUUUAGCUUGUCAGUGAUUUCGUAUCUGAUCCUUCUGUUUCUCUCUCAGUAACUGUACCAACUACUUCAGGCAUCCGACCCCCACCCCCGUCCUUUCAUGCCACUCUCAGAGACUGGGUCUCACACUGUAGCCUAGGCUAACCUGAAACUGUAUAGGCCAAGCAUCGAUCAACCUUCUGUCUCAGCCUCUUGAGUGCUGGUCAGUAAUAAUAUUCUUUUUUCCUUGCUUCAGGGUCUUGUCCUCUGUUCACAAUAUUUUUCCAAAGGCGCUUGUAACCACUGCCUAGACCUCAAACUGGAGAUCUUUAAAUGUCAAUUUUGCCCAGCUUAGAGCGUUACAGCAACAGCAGCCCGAGGACCCCUUGCUGUUUGUUCCUUUGCCUAGGAUCUUUAAGAGUAGGGCCCGAACCUGCUGGUUCCCAAAGCUCUCAGAGAUGACUGAAAGAAAACAUGAAGGAGGUUGAGGCUGGCUGUGGUGAUAUACAUACACAUACUAAUAACUUCAGCAGAGGAAGCCGAGGCAGGCAGACAACUGUGAGCUUUAGACCAGCCUGGUCUACAUGAGAGUUUUAGGAUAGCUAGGAACAUGCAUACUGAGACUCAAAGAGAACAAAACAGCACGCCCACAAACGAACAUGAAGACAUGAUCAAAGCAAAAGGAAGCUGAGGUCUUGCUUUCCUCUUUUCUGUAGUAGAUCUCCGCAGGGCCCCAGAGGGCAGACCACAGGAAGGUGGUACAUUAGGGAGUCUGAGAUGGAGGGGCCAUGGGUCUCUUGCCGUCAGGUCACACUACUCACCUAGGUUGACUUUCGCUACAGAGUUUAGCAUCAGCGCCACCUCCCGUCAAUGGUGACUAGAAAGUCUAGCUAUAAUUGGAUGCCCGCGAAAGGCCGGGCGUAAAAAGUAAGUGGGUGGCCAUCUUUGUUAGGGGCAGAGGCCACGGCUACGGAGCCUCAGUGAGUCCACGAAACUUCCGGCGGCUAGCUGGUGAGUCCUGGUGCCCCACGGGAAGCGUGAGAGCGGCGAACGUUAGCUUCGUUUGGGACUCGCCGUACAAAUGGCCCGGGCGUCCCGCUCUAGUGGCCUUCUACCGCCAAUCACUAACGUACCCCCGUCGUGGGCGCAGCCCCUGGGCGAUGGGGAGGAGCGGGGCAAAGGGAAGCGCGGAGGGCUGGAGCUACUGGCUGCAAUGAGCGCCCCGUGCCCGGACUCCGGCAGACAGCCCUGGGCUCCAGAGUCUGCAAGCGGCCCGAUGCCCUUCGCUCUGCAGCGGCUCCGGGCCGAGUUGCUGCGUCUGCACCGCGAGCGAGAGCAGCUCCUGAGGGCCCGGGACUGCGCCCGCCACCUGCAGGCGGUCGUGCGGCUACUCCGCUCCGGCUCCUCGGCCGGUUCCUUCUCCCUGCAGCAGCUGCACGGCGACUUACAGAUGUGCCCUUCGCGUAGGGCGGCUCAGCGCCUUGGUUUCCCGGGCUCCAGGGAGACGCUUCUUCUGGCUCGCCCUGUUGGGCUAGCUGCGCAGCACCUGGAUGCUAACAUCGAGAUGCAGCUUCGCACCCUAGGCCGGGCACCGGCUAGCCUGGGCCUGACGUCCCAACUAGCCGAACUGUUGCUGGCCCUUCCCUUCUACCACACUCUACAGGGACAAUCCCUGAGCUUCGUCCCCGGGGCCGCGCGCCCAUUCCCCGCGGCCCGUGUGCUCCACCUCCUGGCUGCAGAGCGGGGUUGUCAGGUGGCGGAUAGACUGGCUGAAGCCCUUGGCAGAUCGGGCUUGCAGGACCAGCUCCGUCGGCAGUGCGACCAAGAGCGAGAGCUGCUGCCCGGGCUGCUGGGCCUAAUAGGGGGCGUGGCUAGUAGAGACAGCAGUGGACUGAGGCUUGGAGGGCCUGGAGCCCUGUGGAGCCAGUAUUGGACCAUGCUGUGGGCAGCCUGUGCUCAGAGUUUGGACUUACGCGUGGGACCCUGGGGCGACCCCAAAGCAGUGGCACAACAGCUGAGUCAGGCACUGUGUCAAGCAUCCCUGCCUCAGGAGUGUGAGAAGGAGCUGUUGUCUUUGUGUCACAGCCUAUUUCAUCGGUCUCUAGUCUGCAGCUGGGACCAAGGGUUCUGCCAGGCCUUGGGAUCAGCCGUGGGUGGUCAGAGCAGCCCCGCUUCACCAUCCACUGCUGAGCUGUUGCAGCGGCUUUUCCCUCCCCUCUUGGAUAUCCUUCGCCAGCCUAGGCCAGAACUUAGCCUGUGCCAGCCUGCAGGUCCUACGCCUGUCGCUCUGGGACUCUGUACCCUGCAGACCACCUUGCUCUGGUUCUUGGGCAAAGCUCAGCAGCACCUGGCAGCAUGGGCGCCUGGUCCCUUCCUACUCCUGAUCCAGAAGGACUUGCCUCCUCUUCUGCAUGCAGUGGAAGCGCUGUCCAGCCUGGCCUCCGAGGCAGCCUUCAGUCUGGAGGUGGAGCAGCAGCUGGGUCUGGAGAUCCAGAAGCUGACUGCUAGGAUGCAGCUCCUGCCCAAAGAGUCGCUGAGUCUUUUUUUCCAAGAAUGUCAUAAGCAAGCCACACAAGGCUUCAAGCUCCACAUGCCAAGGGGUGGAUACUGGAGGCUUCGACUGUGUCCUGAACAUCCCAGUGACCCCAGUGAGUACGCUAGGGUGGUGGUCUACACUGUGUUGGAGCCCGUGUUGCAAGGACUUCGAGGAUUGCCACCCGAAGCCCAAGCCCCUGCCCUCAGCCAGGCACUGACAGCCACACUGGGCGCCUGGCUUGACCACAUCCUUACCCAUGGGAUCCGGUUCAGCCUGCAGGGGGCGCUGCAGCUCAAACAAGACUUCGGAGUGGUCAGAGAGGUUCUGGAACAGGAGCAGUGGGGCCUGUCCCCGGAGCUUCGCCAGACUCUGCUCUCACUCAGCAUCUUCCAGCAGCUGGAUGGGGCCCUGCUGUGUCUUCUGCAGCAACCCCUGCCCAAGAAUCCAGUCCAGAGAAGACCUCACCGUUGCUGUUUUUGUAAUGAGGUCCAGACCAUUGAACUGCCCACCAGCAGCCUCAACAGCCUGGAAAGUCUGGCACCCCCUCUAAGGCCUGGAGUCUCCCCAGCCCAGAAUACUCACCUGCUAAGCACCCUGGGGGGAGGAGGGCGAGGGGGAGGGGGAGGAGGACCUAGUCCUGAGGCUUACCUGGCUGGAAACCAGCAAGCCUGGCUUGCCCUGAGGCUGCACCAACACCCUCGUUGGCACCUGCCUUUUUUCUCUUGCCUAGGGACAAGUCCUGAACCCUAA